Opisthocomus hoazin is the source of this 1513-nucleotide messenger RNA. RefSeq names its product E3 ubiquitin-protein ligase TRIM39. The record is from RefSeq and is a predicted model, not a curated record. NCBI's taxonomy places the organism in Eukaryota, Metazoa, Chordata, Aves, Opisthocomiformes, Opisthocomidae. Gene Ontology annotation, molecular function: protein binding; zinc ion binding.
CACUUUCACCUCCCUCGGGGCCCGAGACACCUGCAGGAAGGGGAGCAGCCAACGGGCGAGACCAGCCUGGGCGGAAAGCGAAAGCCGCCCCAUCAUUCUCGCCGCCAAAACCAUGGCUGCCGACGGCCCCGCCGAAAGUUUCCGCGACGAAGCCUCCUGCUCCAUCUGCCUGCGCUUAUUCCAGGACCCCGUCUCCAUCCACUGCGGUCACAACUUCUGCCGGGCGUGCAUCACCCGCUGCUGGGAGGAAGCCGAGGAGAUUUUUCCCUGCCCUCAGUGCAAGGAGACAGCCCCGGAAAGAAACCUGAGACCCAACCGGGAGCUGGCAAAAAUCAUCGAGAUAGCCAAGCGGCUGAGCUUGCGGGCGGCCAGAGGAGGGGCAGGGGGGGAAAAGCUGUGUGAGAAGCACCAGGAAGCUCUGAAACUCUUCUGCGAGGAGGACCAGACCCCCAUCUGCCUGGUUUGCAGAGAGUCCCAGGCUCACCGGGUCCACGCCGUGGUCCCUAUCGAGGAGGCUGCAGAGGAGCACAAGGAGAAACUCCAGGCUCACAUGGAGAUCCUGAAGGACAGGAGAGAAAAGCUGCUGGGGCUGAAAGUGGUUGAGGAAGGGAAAAGCCUGGACUUCCUGGAACGAGUUGAAAAGGAGAGGCAGAAGAUCACGUCCAAAGUCAAGGAACUGCACCAGUUCUUGGAGGGACAGGAACGUCUCCUCCUGGACCGGCUGGCCAAGCUGGACCAGGAGAUCAUGAAGAGGCAGGAGGAGAACAUCAACAGACUCUUGGAGGAGAUCUCCUCCAUUGGUGAACAGAUCUGUGAGCUGGAGGAGAAGUGUCAGCAGCCAGCAUGUGAAUUCCUGCAGGACAGCAGAAACAUCCUGAGCAGGCUUGAGAAGGACAGUGCCCAGAAGCCAGCGGAGAUAUCACCUGAGCUGGGAGAGAAACUCACCGGUCUUCCUCAGAAAAAUCUUGCCCUCAAGGAGAUGCUGAUGAAAUUUCAAGUCAGUUUGACGCUGGACCCAGAGACAGCGCAUCCCCGGCUCGUCCUGUCCGAGGAUCGCAAGCAUGUGAGAUGGGAAGACAAGCGCCAGCCCGUUUCCGACAAUCCCAAGCGUUUCGACUCCUCUCGCUGCGUCCUGGGCUGCGAGGCUUUCAGCACGGGGAGGCAUUACUGGGAGGUGGAGGUGGGUGACGGGGAAGCCUGGGCUGUUGGGGUGGCCAAGGAGUCGGUGAGGAGGAAGGGACGGAUCAGCGUCAACCCUAAGGUGGGGAUCUGGGCGGUGGGGCAGUGUGGGAGCCAGUACCAGGCUCUCACCUCUCCCACCAUCCCCAUCUCUCUGCUCACAGCCCCCAAGGUGAUUGGGGUCUACCUGGACUACGAGGCGGGGCGAGUGGCGUUUUUUGACUCCAAUAACGAGGCACCCAUCUUCACCUACCCCCCAACAUCCUUCGCAGGGGAGCAAAUCCUUCCCCUGCUCUGCCUGGGGAGGGGUUGCCAGUUCACCCUCUGUCCCUGA